AUGUCUGGAUAUAAGACAUUUGCUGUUGCAGGAGCAGGACAUAUAGGCAAACUUGUAGUUGAAGAGCUCCUUAAAAAGAAGACUAACGGGGUGGUCUCUUCUGUCGCUUUCUUGACACGCAAAUCAGACGAACACAACGAUCUGGUCGAAAAGGGCGCUAAGCGCGUCGUUGUUGACUAUAGUUCCCAAUCAUCAAUCCAGUCUGCUCUUUCCGGCAUUGAUGUCGUCGUUUCAACGCUUGUCGUUGUUGAUGUCCAGGAAGGUCUCGCAAUUGGUGCCAAGGCAGCUGGAGUAAAGCUCUUUGUGCCCUCGGAAUUCGGGAACCCAACGGAUGGAGUUACCGAAUCGAUUUGGGGUCAGAAGGACGCGUUGAAGAAGAAGCUUAGGGAUGAGAUCAAGAUACCCUAUGCUGCGUUCUACAAUGGCCCGUGGAUGGAUUACGUAUUCCAGAAGGGGUUUUCUGAGGCGAUCGGAUUUGAUUUCGUCAAUGGAAAGAUAGUGAUUCCUGGCUCUGGCACGGCCGACAUAUCCUGGACUUCCCUGCGCGAUGUCGCUAGGUUCGUUGCACACGCGCUCACCGCGCUCCCGAAGGAUAAGAUCGAGGGCCAUCACUUCCGCAUUGAAGGUGAUAGAGCUAACUAUAACCAGAUCGCUGACGCCUGGAAAGCACGUACAGGCAAGAAUGUGACGGUCUCCUACCGUCCGCGCUCGGAGCUGGAGAAUGCUAUCGCAAAUGAUCCCAAGGAUUAUGUCUCUGCACUCCUGCUGGACUGGGAUAAAGGAAGUGGAGUUGUCGCUAGGAGGCCAGAGGAGCUGGACAACAAUGAAUUCCCUGAUUGGAAACCACGUAAAGCCAUAGAUGUCCUUGUUGAAAUUUACGGGCAGUGA
Fomitiporia mediterranea MF3/22 is the source of this 888-nucleotide messenger RNA. Its product is annotated as NAD-binding protein. The coding region runs from base 1 to 888 and encodes 295 amino acids. The transcript is spliced from 4 exons. NCBI's taxonomy places the organism in Eukaryota, Fungi, Basidiomycota, Agaricomycetes, Hymenochaetales, Hymenochaetaceae. The record is from RefSeq and is a predicted model, not a curated record.